This is a messenger RNA of Elaeis guineensis (African oil palm), 2224 nucleotides long. RefSeq names its product ABC transporter G family member 25. The record is from RefSeq and is a predicted model, not a curated record. Gene Ontology annotation, biological process: transmembrane transport. Gene Ontology annotation, cellular component: plasma membrane. NCBI's taxonomy places the organism in Eukaryota, Viridiplantae, Streptophyta, Magnoliopsida, Arecales, Arecaceae. Gene Ontology annotation, molecular function: ABC-type transporter activity; ATP binding; ATP hydrolysis activity.
CAAAACUCACUUCUAGUUAUUUCCAUCCUUCAUAGCUUUACGUUCUCCAAACUCUCCAAAACAACACGCAGUACAAAAUGCCUCCCAAUAGCAAAGAAUGUGAUCAGAAUGAAGUCGCCAACCAACAACGCAUGGAUUCUUUCAUCUCCAACUCCUGCUAUCCCCUCACUCUCCAGUUCGUGGAUAUUACGUAUCGCGUCAAACUGGACCCAAAGGCGGCCAACGCGGGGACCGGAAUCAAGAGAAUAUUGCAUGCCGGCGCGAAGAAUUCCCCGGCGACGGUCCCCAAAGAGCGAACCAUCCUGAAUGGCAUCAGUGGGAUCGUCUCGCCUGGCGAGAUCCUCGCGGUCCUUGGCCCGUCGGGGAGUGGGAAGUCCACUCUACUAAGUGUAAUUGCUGGCCGGCUCCAGGGGAAGCACUCCGGCGCCGUGCUUGCCAACGGCCGCCCACUUACUAAACCGGUUCUCCGGCGAACCGGGUACGUGGCCCAGGAUGACGUGCUGUAUCCUCACUUGACCGUGAGGGAGACGUUGGUUUUCUGCGCGAUGCUCCGGCUGCCUCGGACGGUGGCGAAGGCGGAGAAGGUGGCAGCGGCGGAGGCGGUGGUGGCGGAGCUGGGGCUGGGGAAGUGCGCCGACACGGUGGUGGGAAACGCCUUCGUGAGGGGGAUCUCCGGCGGCGAGCGGAAGCGGGUGAGCAUCGGCCACGAGAUGCUGGUGAACCCGAGUAUACUGCUUCUCGACGAGCCGACGUCCGGUCUGGACUCGACGGCGGCGUACCGGCUGGUGGCCACCCUGGCCGGGAUCGCCCGGAAGGGCCGGGCCAUCGUGACCUCGAUCCACCAGCCGUCGAGCCGGGUCUACCAGAUGUUCGACUCGGUUCUUUUGCUUUCAGAGGGGAAUUGCUUGUAUUUUGGGCGAGGAAGGGAGGCCAUGGAUUAUUUUGGUUCGGUCGGGUUCGCUCCCCGGUUCCACGUGAACCCGGCCGACUUCAUGCUGGACCUCGCCAACGGGGUUGCUCAGAUAGACUAUCAAGGAGAUGCAGAUAAGUCCGACGUCAAGCAAUCUCUUAUCACCUCCUACGACAAAGUGUUAGCACCAAAGGUCAAAGCCUGCGUUUCUGCUGCCGCUGCUGGAGAUGCUGCUGAAACUGGUAGCGAAAGUUCCACCGUGAGGAAGCAGAGAAAUUGCAGUAGCAUCAGCUGGUUCAGCCAGUUCAGCAUCCUCCUGCACCGAAGCCUCAAGGAAAGGGGGCAUGAAACCUUCAACUCCUUAAGAGUCUUCCAAGUCAUGGCUGCAGCCAUUCUAGCAGGAUCCAUGUGGUGGCACUCCAACAUUCAUGAUGUUCGCGACCGGCUCGGCCUUCUGUUCUUCAUCUCUAUAUUCUGGGGGGUCUUUCCAUCCUUCAAUGCCGUGUUCACUUUCCCACAGGAGCGCGCAAUCUUCAUCAAGGAGAGGUCCUCGGGCAUGUACACUCUGUCCUCCUAUUUCAUGGCUCGAAUGGCUGGUGACCUCCCCAUGGAGCUUAUCCUCCCCACUGUCUUUGCACUGAUACUAUAUUGGAUGGCCGGGCUCAGGCCGGAGCCAGGAGCAUUCAUGCUGACACUGGGUGUGUUGCUUGGUUAUGUUCUGGUGGCACAAGGACUUGGUCUGGCCCUCGGUGCAGCCAUGGUGGACGCGAAGCAGGCUUCCACUGUGGUCACAGUAGUCAUGCUAGCAUUCCUUCUCACUGGGGGGUUUUAUGUUCAAAAUGUGCCGAGCUGCAUGACCUGGAUGAAGUACACCUCCUUCACCUUCUACUGCUAUAGGUUGCUUAUCCACGUGCAAUAUAGAGGAAGUGAAUUGGCUACUUUUCUGGGUUUGUCUCACCAUGGGAAAAGAAGGGAGACAGUAGAAGAGGAGUUGGGGGGGCAGCUCGGUUCGGUGGCGUGCAUUGUGGCAUUGGUCGCCAUGUUCGUGGGGUACAGGCUUUUGGCAUAUCUUGCUCUCAGGCGCAUCAGAACAUGAACACAGGUGGGGGCUUGGGAUAAUUUAAGUUUACCAUAUUGGAUGUGGGUGUGGAGUUAUCGGGUACUGGCACAACAAUGAGGGAGCAAAGAGAAGUCUAGCUGAACAUAAAAAGAUGUGUACUGAAGCAAGCAAAUGUACAUUUGUGGUCAAAACAUCAUGUUUAAUUAGGAUCCUAACACUGAGAUUAAUAACUAUUAUUACUCAAUAAAUAGAAA